This is a messenger RNA of Hydra vulgaris (swiftwater hydra), 996 nucleotides long. RefSeq lists its product as uncharacterized. The record is from RefSeq and is a predicted model, not a curated record. Lineage: Eukaryota; Metazoa; Cnidaria; Hydrozoa; Anthoathecata; Hydridae.
CCUUGCUUAAUAACAACAGCGGUAGUGAUUCUAAAAAAAAUGAAUUCAACAUUCCCUAUUUUAUUUAAUUCAAAGUUAAUUUUUGAAGAUAAAAAUGUUAUUCAAUUGCGAGCAUCAAUUAAAUCAGAAGAUGAAGCGAACCAAUGGGUAGAAGAAUAUGGACAUAAAACGCACACUAGAUGGCUAAAGUCAUACAAGCUGAAUGAACCUACAAGGCUUGUGGCACAUAGAAAAUAUCAAUGUCAACAUUCAAAACUAAAUAAAGAAAUUAAAUCAAGGAAAAACACAUACUGUGUAGCUGAAAUUGAUAUCAAAAUCAAAAAAGUAAAUGCAAAUACUAAGAAAAAUGAUCAAUAUCUAAAAGAAGAACCUCCCCUUAGUGGAGUUAUAGUAGUUCAUAAAAACCAUAACCAUAACAUUGAAUGUGCAGAUUCGAUGAAAUACUUACCAGUGUCAUCAGUUACAAAAAAACUUUUUUAUAACUAUUUUAACAGUGGAUUAAGUCCAGCUCAAGCAAAACGUAUACACACAGAUAAAUUUAUUUAUCAUGAAAAUGGCUCCUUUCUUUUGGCAGAUGCCUCACUUAAUCCUUCAUCACGUACAAUUUAUUAUUUAUACAAUUUAUGGCAAGAAAAACAUUUUGCUCUUAAAAAUCCUUUAGAGAUGUUAAAGAAUAAAAGAAAUGUAUACUUAGAAUCAGGAGCGUUGGUGACAGUUAUUGAAGAAGAUCUGAAAUGGUCUGUAUUAGUGGUCACUGAAGUGAUGCAAAGGAAUCAACUAAGAAAAUCUUCUUCCGAAAUUGUGUUUGUAGAUACUACCUCAUCUUGUGAUAUCUCACAAACAAAUGUUACAAUUGUGUCUACAUCAAGUUCCGCAGGAUGUAUCCCUAUUGCUAUUCUAUUUCAUGCUAAUAAAACUGAAGAGAAUUAUGAGCAAGCAUUCAAACUUCUUAAAUUAGAAUGCCCAAGAUGUUUUGGAGGAUCUGAGGUAAUUUAA